This is a messenger RNA of Argiope bruennichi, 1786 nucleotides long. Its product is annotated as pre-mRNA 3'-end-processing factor FIP1-like. Gene Ontology annotation, molecular function: RNA binding. Bases 36 to 1694 code for a protein of 552 amino acids. The transcript is spliced from 5 exons. The record is from RefSeq and is a predicted model, not a curated record. Gene Ontology annotation, cellular component: mRNA cleavage and polyadenylation specificity factor complex. NCBI's taxonomy places the organism in Eukaryota, Metazoa, Arthropoda, Arachnida, Araneae, Araneidae.
CUGGCAAUGUAAUUUUCGGUCAAUGAGAAGUAAACAUGGCGACUGAUGUACCUCCGGAUGACGAUGAUGCUUGGUUAUAUGGAGAUAAUAAUGCUGAGGAACAACGCAAAGAAGAAAUAAAUGCAAUAUUCGAUAGAGCGACCGAAGAAGUUGUUGUUCCAGGUGAAGAAAAUAUCAUCACUACAAAUGGAGAUACUGAGCCUCCAGUGGUUGAUAAAGAAAGUGAUAUCCCUGGAGAAGAAAAUGAAAAGAUACAAGAGAAUGAAGAAGAAAAAGAUUCAGAUGAGGAUGAAGAUUCAGACGAUGAUGUCCAGGUUACCAUUGGGGACAUAAAACCCGCAACCACUCCCUAUCCUUAUGGUGGAACUCCAGUUAAUUUGAAUAUUAAAAGGGGUGCUGGCUUUGCUGGUGGUGCUGGUGUUAAUGCUAGUUCAAAAACAAAAGGAAUUGACUUAGAAACUGUAGGUCUUAUUAAUGGAGUGUCUAUGUAUGAAUUCAACUUAGACUCCAUUGAAGACAAGCCAUGGAGAAAACCAGGUGCUGACAUUACAGAUUAUUUUAAUUAUGGUUUUAAUGAAGAUACUUGGAAAGCUUACUGUGAAAAACAACGCAAACUGCGACUUGAUAAUAAUAUAGCUCCAAAGGCUGUACAGAUAAUUCCAGGAAAAGACCAACAAAUACCAAUAGCCACUGUAAAUGAAAAUAGCAAAUAUUCUGGCAUUGGGACUGGCGCUAAGAAAGCAGGGCCACCACCUGGCCGCCGUAUGUCUGGUAGUAUAGAUGUCAUUUGUGGAGCUAAUAGUUCUAGGCGUUCGGGAAAUGCCAAGGAAAAUGUAAUACAGGUGAUCGGAAGAGAUGUAUUUGAUUCUUCAUUACCACCUGGCUUACCUCCUACCCAUAUCCCUCCACCUUUCAUUCCUCCUAAUUUAUCAGUACCUCCUCCAGGUAUACCACCAGGCAUUCCUCCUCCAAAUAUUCCACCACCUCCUGGUACAAUUCCUGGGCAUGUCCCAUUCCCUGAUCUUUAUGGAAAUCCAAUAUUUUCUCAGCCACCGCCACCUGUUGGAAGUGUUAAUGUAGAUUCAAAUUCUCAAUAUGACGAACAAUUUUUCACUGGCAAUUCAUCUCGUCCAUUUGAUGCAAAUUCUGAAUCACAGCACAGUUGGACUAAUUCACCUCAUCGUGAAAGAGAUAGGGACAGAGAUAGAGAUCGUGACCGUGAAAGAGAGCGUGACAGGGAAGGCAGAAGAGAUCGUGACAAAGAUAGAGAUCAUUAUUGGGAUGAAAGAAGUAGAGAACGUGGUUCUAGCAGAAUGUCUACUGAAGAUGACUAUAAAAGAAGGGAUAGGGAAGACUACGAUAGAAGACGUUACAGGGACUACAGAGAAAGACGCGACAAAGACAGAUACGACAGAGAUUACGAUCGAGACUAUGAUCGUGAGUACUAUGAGAGAGAUCGUGAGCGUGACAGUCGUGAGCGAGACCGAGAAAGGAGGCAUCGGGAUCGAGAUAAGGAUAGAGAUGAUCGGCACAAAGAAAGGUCAUCUCGGCGGCGGCAUCAUCAUGAUGAGGAAGAAGAACAUCAUUCAUCGCGGCAUAAACACAAAAAGUCUAAGCGGGAUAAAGAUGAUUCAUCUGUUAUUUUGGAUGGAAAUGACUCCACUCAACCAGAAAUUGAGGAAGAGGAAAAAUAAGAAAUAUAUCAUUUCUUUUCUAAAAAUUUGUCAUCUUGUGAAUUUGAAAUGUUUAAAAUGAUGUCGAAUAGAAAUGAAUGAGCUGUUUUUCA